Molecule: messenger RNA, 388 nt
Organism: Limulus polyphemus (Atlantic horseshoe crab)
Lineage: Eukaryota; Metazoa; Arthropoda; Merostomata; Xiphosura; Limulidae
Product: serine/threonine-protein kinase PAK mbt-like
Exons: 3
Biological process (GO): intracellular signal transduction; regulation of MAPK cascade; protein phosphorylation
Cellular component (GO): cytoplasm
Molecular function (GO): ATP binding; protein serine/threonine kinase activity
Source: RefSeq, a predicted model, not a curated record
GAUUCAUGAGGACCAGAUAGCCACUGUCUGCAAGCAAUGCCUGAAGGCUCUCGCCUUUCUUCAUGCCCAGGGAGUAAUUCAUAGGGAUGUUAAAAGUGACUCGAUCCUUCUUGCGAGGGAUGGAACGGUUAAACUUUCAGACUUUGGAUUCUGUGCUCAAGUUUCUUCUGAUGUACCAAAAAGAAAGUCCUUAGUAGGAACACCAUAUUGGAUGGCUCCAGAAGUGAUAUCGAGGCUUCCGUAUGGUCCAGAGGUGGAUAUUUGGUCCCUUGGAAUAAUGGUGAUAGAAAUGAUUGAAGGAGAGCCUCCAUGUUUCAACGAACCACCUCUUACGGCAAUGAAGAAGAUUCGAGACUUGCCUCCGCCACGCCUUAGAAAUGGUCACAAG